AUGGUGAGUGGAAAGCACAUCCUAGUCCUGACAGACAACGUAGCGGCCCACGUGAACAGACAGGGCAGCACCCACUCCAAGGCUCUUCGCGACGAGGCGCUGCGGCUGGGAAACUGGGCAGAGAAGCACCUGCCGUCCAUCAGAGCAGAACACAUCUCCGAAACAGAGAACCAUCAGGCAGACUGGCUCAGCAGAGAGACGAUCGACAACGGAGAGUGGCAGCUCCACCCCUUGAUCUUCCACCAGAUCUGCAAGAGGUUCGGUCAUCCGACUGUGGACCUGUUCGCGACCCCACAGAACGCCCAGCUGCCAGAGUUCGUUUCGAGGUUUCCAACCGCGGGAGCCAUGGACACGGAUGCUCUUCGGUGCAGUGAUAUUAAGCAAGAAGGAUACCGUGAGGGCCCACCUUAUCAACGGCGUGGGUCGCUGCAGCUUUGGCAGUUCCUGGUGGCUUUGCUGGAUGAUCCAAGCAAUUCCCAUUUUAUUGCCUGGACGGGUCGAGGAAUGGAAUUCAAACUCAUUGAACCAGAAGAGGUGGCACGACUUUGGGGCAUUCAGAAGAAUCGUCCGGCUAUGAAUUAUGACAAGUUGAGUCGUUCCCUUCGUUACUAUUAUGAAAAAGGCAUUAUGCAAAAGGUGGCUGGUGAGCGUUAUGUGUACAAGUUUGUCUGUGAGCCUGAGGUGCUGUUCUCCCUUGCUUUUCCUGACAAUCAGCGUCCAACUCUGAAGGCUGAAUUUGAGUGGCAUAUCAGCGAGGAAGACACAGUGCCUUUGUCACACUUGGAUGAAAAUGCUGCCUACCUGCCAGAUCUGGGAGGUGCCCAGCCUUAUGGGAAAAGCUGCACAUACUAGCCAACAGCAAAAUGGACUAAUCACAUCUGGGAGAGUUAUGUGUGCGUGUAUGUAUCUGUAUAUAUUUAUACAUAAAUAAAUAAAUAUAUAUAUAUAUAAAUAUAU
Molecule: messenger RNA, 957 nt
Organism: Thamnophis sirtalis
Lineage: Eukaryota; Metazoa; Chordata; Lepidosauria; Squamata; Natricidae
Source: RefSeq, a predicted model, not a curated record